CCUUAUCCAAAUUAAAUCAGCAAGCGGCUCAAUCUCAAACGGAAAGACGUUAAUUUAUAUAUUAGUGAUUAGUAAAACAAAGAGAAUGCCAGAAAUAGGGCCAAUGAUGCGGGCGCUCGAGCUGCAGCGGCUGAUCGAAGACAAAGUGACGGAGUGGCGAGAGAGGUCGGCCCGGGUCGCCGGCCGCGCCCGCCCCGACGCUUAUCAAGACCCACUCAACUUCCACAGGCGCACUAACAGGCGCAAAAACAGCGCUCAAAUAAACAGAAUUAUCGCAAAGUACUCCAAAACAAAUAGGACCGCAGCGCAAUCACACGCGACAGUAGAACAAACCCUCACGCCUCCGACGCGCCCAGCACGACAUAAGAAGAUAUUCGCCAAACUAAAACCAUCGAAAAGUGAAGAUAAUUUAGUAAGCGUCGGUACCAUGGAGGUUCACAAUGAACCUAACCCAGAUAUGAAACAACAGACUAGGUUUAAUAUCAAUAAAUACAAUGCGAAGAGUUGCGAAGAUAUCACUGCGUUCGUUGACAUCGAACACGCGAUGAAGAGUAAGAAUUUUCAAGAGAAUAGUAUAAUAAAUUCGAAGACGGUCUCCGACACGAGGCCGAAGCUGCACAGCAUAUGCGAAGACGUUUUCGAUUUGUCUGAUUUUAAAGACAGCGGUGUAGAGUUGAGACAUAAAACAAGUUUUGUCACUUCGACUCCUUUGUCUAAUAGGAGGACAUGCCCCCCCUGUGAUACAGUGUCGAUGAUCAGUUUCGAAAAGUGUAGUAAAUAUUCGUUUAGUGAUGGUGACAAACUUAAAAAAGGUAGUUCAGAACCAGACAUGUUGAGUGACUCCUGUUUAAAUUCGAGUGAACAGACCAGCGACGCGAAAAGUUUGGAUAGCAAGAAGAGAUGGAAAAUGCUCAAACCACAUUUUCGGAGAGGAACAUUUGACUGUAUACUUCGAUGGCGUGGGAAAAAACCGCAGCAAAAUACGACCAAAAUUCAAGAUGUCGACGACAGUUUCUUCGAGAAGUUCGGGUCAAUACUGAAACAAGUGUCACAAAGGGCUGCAUUGGAGGAAUCAACUCCAUUGGCUCCUUUGAAAGAAGUGGAGGAACAAGAAGAGCAACAGAGUGAUGUCACGGAUCUGCAAGGGGAGACGAGCCCCGGUAGAGACUCAGAUAGUGGUAAUGAGACACUCUUGGACACAGACUCAGAGCCUGAAGACCCGGAGAAGAUAGAUUUUUACGUUGAAGCUGUUGGUUGGAAUGUCGAUGAAUUAUAUUUGGAAGUUCUGUACGAGAUCUUACAUAAUGUGGGCGGCUGCGAUAUGGGCUGCGAAGUGGGACAGCAGACAAUGCUGUCUUACGUCCAAGAGGCCUUCAAAAUCGCAAACGACAAACACACAGAAUUACUGACCAAGGCAGAAGCUAAAGAACCACCGGAGUUAAUGCUGAAUGUAGAAGUUGUGGAGGCAAAGGAUCUGGUGCCCAAAGAUCCGAAUGGACUCAGCGAUCCAUUUGUGACGAUAUAUUUAAUGUCAAAUUCCUCACAUAGGUAUAAUACUUCAGUGAAAUCGGGCACACUUAAUCCUUCAUGGGAAGAACAUUUUUCAUUACCGAUGCCGUCAAAUCUGCAUGAAGACUCAUUGAUUUUAGAAGUAUGGGACUUCGAUCCAGCAGAGACGGUAAAAGAAAAAAUGACAAAGAUAUUUGAAGUGAAAGGUGUAAAAGGUCUGCGAAAGCUGAUGAAAGAGAUCGCCAUUACCGCCUCCACGGGGAAACACGACAACGAACUCAUUGGGAUGUCUAACAUUCCACUCAAGUCAAUCCCAGCAGGCGGUAUGACGAUGUGGUUUAACUUGAGUAAGAAAAGCAAGCUGCGUCGGCAAGGCGUGGUGAAGCUACGGCUCAUCUUCUCCGCGGAGAAGAACUCGCAGGUCGCUGCGCAGGAGCACCGACACCUGCUCAGGAUACUCUUGCUGCACGAGCUUGAGACAUCUAAGGUGGCACCGUAUUGGUGGUGCGGGAACUUCAGUGCGCCCGCCGAAGCUAUUCUCACGCAGCACGCUGCGCAAAGCGGACUCAGUCAGACCGACAACUGGCUGGCGCAGUGGACGGUCUACUGCGCCGUCACCACCAACCAUCCUCUUAGCUUCGCACUCUUCAACCAACUGCUGGAAAAAGUCACUAAACCUUUGCAGGCUGGACUAGUCAACGAAGAGGACGUUAAGCUAUUCUGGGACGGUGCGAAGAAGUUGCUCCCAACUUGUUACAGCCACAUUAGGAAAUUGAGAAAAAAGACUGCCGGUGAUAAGACUGUGAUGAAGACCCUCAGAGAAGUUCUAAAGGUCCUCUAUCGUCUUUCAGUCCUAGAUGUCCCGGAAUCAUUGGACUUGUUCCCUGUUAAUUUGUACGGCUGGUUGAGGGAUACUGACGAUGGUACCAAGUUAUCAAUACACGAAGUCUUACACCAAGCGGCGGUACAAGGGGCGUCCGACUGGUUCGUCCAUAUUCUAGACAAUAAUGAAUGCAAGGACCGGACUGAGGACUCGAGGUUGCAGCAUCUGAUUAGAGUCAUACAGUUGGUGAGAUCAGAUCUGCAGCGCGCCGUCGAAUAUUUUGAUAGAGUCUUUAUAGAAGUGAUGAGUUUUCCUUAUUCGAAAAUAUUAUACGGUGUAUACGAGAACAAGAUAGCUUCGUUAGUUGAGCCUGAAGUGAUUCAAGUGUGUAAAAGCCUUAAGCGGCUUCAGUACAAUGAGGGGUCAACAAAUAGUGUGCACCUAGCUGGCGGACUGAACGGGGACUCCCCGCUCGGAGCCCCGCGAGUCAGCAACGAGCCAUUGACAAUGGGAACUACGCUAUUCGAACUUUAUCUAACGCUACAGAGGUUCUUGGCUCUUGGGCAAGGUUUAAAUGAAACCGAUUGGAAUUCAUACGCAAUAUCAAAGUUCCACUCUUGGUUCUACGGCGGAGUGGCACAAUGGUUGGAUAUAGCUGCAUUUAAAGCUCUCUCGCGUAUAGAAAAAGCAGUGGAAAUAGAUAAUCUAGUGCCAGUUGAUACAAACGUGAAGUACAGCAGUUCUGGUGUGGACACGCUGGCUAUAUUCUAUCAAAUAAAGAUCUUUUGGCAGCAACUCGCUUGGCCUGAUGUUGAAGGAUGUUAUACAUUUGUUGCUAAAAUCAUCGAUGACAUCUGCCGUUGCUGCGUGUUCUACUCUGACAAGAUGUGCAGCAGAGUUGACAACGAGGGUCGUGUGAGCACGGUGCUGGAGGAGCGCUUCGAGGUGACGACACAGUGGUGCCUCGCCAUCAACAACAUCGACUACGUGCGGCAGAGCCUGCGCCCCUUCGUGCAGGAGCUCGGCAUGGAUGAGAUCAUUAACAGCAUGUGUGAAGCUAGAUCGCCAUUAGAAGCACAGAGAUGCAAGGAGACACUACAAAAUGUUAUAGAAAAUGCAAUAGACACAGUUAAGAAUAAAAUCGUUGAAUUGUUAGAGGUUAUGGUGAAAAAGAUGAUGCCAUCAAUCACACGUUUCCUGAUAGAAGGAGCGGAACUGCUGCAUCAGAACUGCUCCAGCAUGGACCGAGUCCUGAGAUAUCUGGAGGCCAACCUUGACACACUUUACCAACACUUGAAUAAUGAGAACUUUUCUAGAACAUUAGACAUAGUAUGGGAACAAUUAGGAGAAGUUUUAUAUGAACUAGUACAGGCCAAUUUAGAGCACCGAAGGGCAAAGAUAACUCGCUAUAUCGACCCGAGACGUUUGACCAAGUCAACAGCCGCCCAUUUGGACGCGAAACGUCGGCCGCCAUCUUUCUUUUCGAACUUACACGAAUGUCUGAAGAUAAUGGUCCGAUCGUUCCGACAAGAUAAUAAGGAAGUGUACACAUCGGAGACAUUGAAGCGAGUAGAAUAUUUACUGAAGAUCCACGGCAUGGAGACACGAGAACUCAUCCAUCAGUAUCACUUGGAGAGGUGGCAGGAACAACAGGCUAUAACUGAACCUAAAAUGGGCAUACUAACAGUGCGCGCGCAGUUUAUAGAAGAUAAUUUGAAAAUAGAAAUUAUGAAUGCCCGGAAUCUUAUGCCUACUGAUUCUAAUGGUCUAUGUGAUUCUUACGUGCGUGUGACGUUGCUGCCUGAAGACACUUUCGCUAACGUGACGAAGCCCAAAACACAGACACAUAGCAAAAAUCUGUUCCCUCUUUACGAUGAAAUGUUUCUCAUUCCGUUGUCACCAGAGCAACGUCGUACUACCGACGGUAUGCUGCACCUGGUGGUGAAGGACAAGGACAUGUUCAGCAUGAGCAACACCUUUGUGGGCGAAGCUUACCUACACUUUGGAGAAGUGCCCGACACUCCUGCGCCCAUCAGCUCACUUCCGCAGCAGCAUCUGCCUCUCACAAGGCCGGAUAAUAUCGAUGGUGAUGCAAUCAAAGCUUUAGAAUCUAGACAAGGUGAUAAACAAGCCAGAGAGUUCCUAAAGAAGCAGAGACAAAAAAUGCCGAGCAAACAGUUCUUUUCACUCGGUUAAAAUUAUUGCCUACUAGUUGGUUGGAUUACGCACACGUUUCCUUAUAAGGUGCUAAAUAUAUCAGCUAAAUGUUUACAUGAUAAACAAAGAUAUGUAUACAUACUAAAUAUAUCUCAAAUUCACAAAAAAGAAAACAAUAAAUUACGUA
Papilio machaon (common yellow swallowtail) is the source of this 4676-nucleotide messenger RNA. It is a transcript of the gene stac, whose product is annotated as protein unc-13 homolog 4B. Lineage: Eukaryota; Metazoa; Arthropoda; Insecta; Lepidoptera; Papilionidae. The record is from RefSeq and is a predicted model, not a curated record. The coding region runs from base 86 to 4528 and encodes 1480 amino acids. The transcript has 18 exons.